GAGACCCGCGACUUGACCUUGCCGACGCCGUGCCUGGCCCCAGAUCCAACACUGCACGAGUACAUCGCCUGUGCACUGCCUGUCAUACAUGUUGUUUGCGCACGUGCGUGUCUCUCGGGAAUUCUUAAUCUUCUCGACUCCACGGGCACUCGCCUCGACAGCAAGGCAAUGAAGCUGCUCCCAAGCUUCUCAGAGGACCGCAGCGAGCAGACGGCAACACUCAAGAACAUAGCCAACGAAACCGUUGGCGACACGUAUAUCGAGGAAGAUCCAUCCGUGGCCGAGUGGUUUCGCGAGUGCAUUCCAACGUCCCAGGGCGUGGCCGACUAUGUCCGCGAACUGUUUCCCAGCGCCCGCUGGCUGCGAAGAUACAACCUCCACUGGCUGGCUGGCGACGUCAUUGCUGGAAUCACGGUGGGCCUCGUGGUAGUUCCCCAGGGCGUGGCCUAUGCGUCGCUUGCUCGCUUAUCGCCUGCGUUUGGUCUCUACACUACCUUUACCGGUGCUUGUCUGUACUGGAUAUUCGGUACCUCGAGAGACAUUGUCAUCGGUACUACGGCAGUUGGUUCCCUCCUGGUUGGCAAUGCUGUCAGCAAGGUUGAGGCUGAGCAUCCGGGAAAAUAUCCGGCUGAGCAUGUAGCUUAUGCCCUCAGCUUUCUGGCUGGUGUCAUUGUACUGGGUUUUGGUAUCCUUCGCCUUGGCUUCAUCAUCGAGUUUAUACCCUACAUUCCCAUCUCGGCUUUCAUCACAUCGGCCAGCAUCACUAUUAUCUCGACGCAGCUGCCGACGCUGAUGGGCUUGAAGGGAAUAAACACUCGCCAGUCGCCGUACAAGGUAUAUGUCAACUUCCUCAAGGCGCUUCCCAGGUCGAGACUUGAUGCCGCCAUCGGCAUCACAUCCAUUGUGCUCUUGUACCUCAUCAAGAACACGUGUACGAAGAUGGAGGUGCGACAACCGCGCAAGAAGAAGAUGUGGUCUCUUCUGUGCUCGUUGCGUCUGACCUUUACCAUGUUGCUCUACACUUUUGUAAGUUGGUUGGUCCAUCGAACGACGCCCGCGGGUAAGGAGAAGUUUCGCAUUGUGGGUAAGAUUGAGAAAGGCUUCAGUCACGCCGCCAUUCCCCCAAUGGAAGGAGAGUUGUUCGGUGCGGUGGCUUCAGAGCUUCCUGCCAUCAUCAUCAUUCUGAUUGUCGAACACAUUGCCAUUGCCAAAAGUUUCGGUCGCAAGCACAACUACACCGUCAGUCCCUCCCAGGAGAUGAUUGCUCAAGGUGCGGCCAACCUACUGAAUCCUUUUGUUGGUGGCUACGUAUGCACUGGCUCCUUUGGUGCUUCUGCUGUGCUAUCCAAGGCAGCAGUGCGAACUCCGCUGUCGGGCCUCUUCAGUGCGUUGGUACUGGUACUGGCACUCUAUGCUCUCACUGCGGUUUUCUACUACAUCCCCAACGCAGCUCUAGCAGGCCUCAUCAUCCAUUCCACAGUGGACCUGAUCAAGGGCCCCAAAGAUCUGUACAAGUACUACCAGCUGUCCCCGUUUGAAUUCUUCAUCUGGGUAUGUGGCGUGGUCAUAGCCUUCUUUACCGAUCUUGAGACUGCCAUCUACGUUACUGUCGGCCUUUCUUUUGCCAUGCUCCUCUUUCGUAUGGCAAAGAGCCCAGGCAAGUUUCGCGGUGCAGUCGGCGUCACUCGAAUUGUGCGGGAGGAUCAGUCUUCCAACAAGUCAUCGUCUACAGAGACGCUCGGCACCAAUGCCAGUCAAGUCGAACAAGUUCCAGGGACGCGCCAGGUCUACAUUCCGUACGAUACCAAAGACAACCACAACCCCAACGUCACAGUCGAACCUGCAUACCCCGGCGUCUUCAUCUACCGCUUCAGCGAAAACUUCAACUAUAUCAACCAAGCACAGCACAUCGACUACCUGACCUCUUACAUAACAUCACACACGCGCCAAGUGCAAAUCGACGACGGCAUCCGCGACUGCGACCGUCUCUGGUGCGACGCUCCCCCUACGCAGAGGCUCAUCCAAGAGUCAUCCUCCCUGCCAAUCCUCCGAGCCGUGGUCCUCGACUUUUCCACCGUCAACGUGCUCGACAUCACCAGCAUCGACGGGCUAAAGGGCCUCCGCGACACGCUAGACCGGUAUGCGGCGCCGGCCCUCGUAGAAUGGCACUUUGCCGGCGUGCACAACCGCUGGACACGCAAAGCGCUUUCGUUCGCCGGCUUCGGCUUCCCCGCUACCACUAACCUCGACGCAAUGAAAUCCUGGUGUCCCGCAUACACCGUCACAAGCAGUCUCGCCGGCGCCUGCGCCGAACAGCGCAAAGACGCCGAAGCCGCGGAGAAAACAGCGCGUGUCUCCGACGAAGAAUCGACCAAAGACUGUAUCACACAUACAAGUGAACCGCGCAUUCCAGCACCGACUUUGGCUGGGAAACGGCGGUUCGAACUGCUGUAUGGUAUCGACCGCCCGUUUUUCCAUCUCGACCUGCAUGAUGCUGUUGAUGCGGCUGUGCGAGAUGCCAGGAAUGCGGAGUUACGUGAGGCGCGUACAAGCUGUUCGGUCAGCGUUCGGUCGCGUACGCCAGAGCAAAAUGCACAUGUUGUUGCAGCACAGUAA
This is a messenger RNA of Exserohilum turcica Et28A, 2616 nucleotides long. RefSeq lists its product as uncharacterized. The transcript has 3 exons. Gene Ontology annotation, molecular function: sulfate transmembrane transporter activity. Gene Ontology annotation, cellular component: membrane. The coding region runs from base 169 to 2616 and encodes 815 amino acids. The record is from RefSeq and is a predicted model, not a curated record. Gene Ontology annotation, biological process: transmembrane transport. Lineage: Eukaryota; Fungi; Ascomycota; Dothideomycetes; Pleosporales; Pleosporaceae.